Molecule: messenger RNA, 561 nt
Organism: Ostertagia ostertagi
Lineage: Eukaryota; Metazoa; Nematoda; Chromadorea; Rhabditida; Trichostrongylidae
Source: the annotation of a GenBank genome assembly
AUGCGAGGAUCGGGAGACCGACUGCCGUGUCGUAAGGUCAAAGUAGAACCGGCCGCCACGUUGAACAUAAAAAUUCAGGAUACUGACGUAGCAUCGGUCGAGUUCAAGGGUAAACAGGCCGAAAUGAAUCUCCAUGUGCUAGGAGGGGCUAGUCGCACAUUUUGCGGUAGAGAUAUGAUUGAAGCGUUAGAAAUUAACUGUGGGCCGCAUUACCCAAGCAUAUAUAGGGUACAAAACAGACCCCGAGAAAACGUCGAAAAUAGACUUGCUAAAGUCCUAGAAGAGAACACAGCCUUAUUCAAGCCUGUUCUAGGGGAGUGUACAACAACACAUGCUACGUUGAAGUUUAAAGUAUCAGAACCAAUACCAAAGUUCUUUAGGGCUCGACCAGUACCCUUAGCUUUCCGACCUAAAGUGGAAGAAAAAAUAAAAGAGCUAGUAAGUAAAGGCACGUUAACCCGGGUGGACCAUUCGGAGUUGGUGGUCGUUCCUAAGCCUGGAGGUAAAAUCAGGAUAUGCGGAGAUUACAAAAUAACAAUCAAUCCCCAAUUAGAUAUAAAC